This is a messenger RNA of Melozone crissalis (California towhee), 2806 nucleotides long. It is a transcript of the gene PARN, whose product is annotated as poly(A)-specific ribonuclease. Gene Ontology annotation, cellular component: cytoplasm; nucleus. Bases 46 to 1962 code for a protein of 638 amino acids. The record is from RefSeq and is a predicted model, not a curated record. Gene Ontology annotation, biological process: nuclear-transcribed mRNA poly(A) tail shortening. The transcript is spliced from 24 exons. Gene Ontology annotation, molecular function: RNA binding; metal ion binding; poly(A)-specific ribonuclease activity. NCBI's taxonomy places the organism in Eukaryota, Metazoa, Chordata, Aves, Passeriformes, Passerellidae.
GCGGCGGGCGGUGCCGGGCCGAGCUCCGGCGGGCGGGGGCGCGGGAUGGAGGUGAUCAGGAGCAAUUUUAAGGAUAACCUAAACAAAGUGUACGAAGCCAUUGAAGAGUCGGACUUCCUGGCCAUCGAUGGAGAGUUUUCAGGGAUCAGUGAUGGGCCUUCAGUUAGUGCAUUAACAAAUGGCUUUGACACUCCAGAAGAAAGGUAUCAGAAACUUAAAAAGCAUUCCAUGGAUUUUUUGCUCUUUCAGUUUGGCCUUUGCACUUUUAAAUAUGAUGACACAGAAGAAAAGUAUAUAAUGAAGUCAUUUAAUUUCUAUAUUUUUCCAAAACCCUUUAACAGAAAUUCACCAGAUGUCAAGUUUGUCUGUCAGAGUUCAAGUAUAGAUUUUUUAGCAAACCAAGGAUUUGAUUUUAAUAAAGUUUUUCGCAAUGGAAUUCCAUAUUUAAAUCAGGAAGAAGAGAGACAGCUAAGGGAACAGUAUGAUGAAAAACGUUCUCAAGCCAAUGGUGCGGGAUCUCUGUCAUACAUUUCUCCUAAUUCCACAAAGUGCCCUGUAACAAUUCCUGAAGAUCAGAAAAAAUUUGUAGAGAAAGUAGUGGAACAGAUAGAAGACUUAUUAAAGAAUGAAGAAAGUGAAAGUUUGGAACUGGAGCCAUGUACAGGAUUUCAAAGGAAAUUAAUUUAUCAGACCUUGAGCUGGAAGUAUCCAAAAGGUAUCCACGUGGAAACUCUGGAGUCAGAUAAGAAGGAGAGAUAUAUUGUUAUUACUAAGGUGGAUGAAGAGGAACGAAAAAGAAGAGAGCAGCAGAAACAAGCAAAAGAGCAGGAAGAGUUGAAUGAUGCUGUAGGAUUUUCCAGAGUUGUUCAUGCCAUUGCUAAUUCUGGCAAGCUUGUUAUUGGGCACAACAUGCUGCUGGAUGUUAUGCACACCAUACAUCAGUUCUACUGCCCUCUACCUGAUGACCUAAGUGAGUUCAAGGAAGUAACAUCAUGUGUCUUUCCCCGGUUACUGGAUACUAAACUGAUGGCAAGUACACAACCUUUUAAGGAGCUCAUUAAUAAUACAUCACUUGCAGAACUGGAAAAACGUUUAAAAGAGGUUCCAUUCAGCCCUCCUAAAGUUGAAAGUGCAGAAGGAUUUCCAAGUUACGAUACAGCAUCUGAACAACUCCAUGAAGCAGGGUAUGAUGCUUACAUUACUGGACUGUGCUUCAUUUCCAUGGCUAAUUUCCUAGGUUCAUUCCUCAGUCCUCCGAAAAACCAUGUGUCUGCUAGAUCAGAACUCAUUGAACCUUUUUUUAACAAGCUAUUUCUUAUGAGAGUAAUGGACAUACCAUAUCUCAAUUUGGAAGGACCAGACUUGCAGCCCAAACGAGAUCAUGUUCUUCAUGUUACUUUUCCCAAAGAGUGGAAGACUAGUGACCUAUACCAGCUUUUUAGUGCCUUUGGUAACAUUCAGGUUUCGUGGAUUGAUGAUACAUCAGCAUUUGUCUCACUGAGCCAGCCAGAGCAAGUACAAAUAGCUGUAAACACCAGCCGGUAUGCCGAAAGUUAUAGGAUCCAGACAUAUGCAGAAUAUGUGGAGAGAAAACAUGAAGAAAAACAGGCCAAGAGAAAAUGUACAGAAGAUAGUUGGAAGGAGAUGGAGAGGAAGAGGUUAAAAACCCAGUGCACACCUUACAUUUCCCAGAGUCGGUACUACUGUGUUAACAGUUUUACAGGUACCAGUACAGUGGGAAAGAGAAGCAUGAGUCCUAUUGAGGAAGAAACUGUUUCUGAUGAUAUGGAAGAGGGAGAAGGCCAAGAUCCAGAAAAUGAUCAGACAGACUCCUGUGCAGAGUCCCUUCCAGAUGGCAAAAAGAGAGCCAAAAAGUUGAAAAAGAUCAAGACAGAGCAAGUUCCAGCAGGAAGCCUCACAAGUAGUUCCACUGGAAUUUUUGAGGUCCCUGAAACAUGGUAGGAAACAACUGCCUUAAAAAGUGGAAUUGAUUGAAAGCAGUUGAGAGAAUACACCUCUUGGAAGCCAUACUUUAUUUAAAUAAAGUGGUGUUAACAAAGCAGUAUGUGUCCUGAAAAUCAGUUUAAUUAUUUUAAACUGUUUCUUGAACAAUCACUGUCAAUUUUACUCGUGUGUACAUCACCUAGCAUAUGACUUGUUGUUGAUCCUGUGAAAUCCUUGCUGUUGUAACUGAUGUUAGGUUUAAGAAGCAAGACUCAAUGUCCUUUGGUCACCUCCUUUGGCAUGCUGGCUGUGAACUGUACAAGAACUGGCACUCUGUGAUUUUGUGCUAGGCUGUUUCCUUUGCUUGGGGAGUUACUACAGCUCUCCUAAUAUUUAACUGUUUUCAGGCAGCUUCAGUAUGCUGUCAGCAUUCUGGAAGCAGGUAGAACUGCAGUUCUACUUACUGUUUUCUACCUGCUACUUUAUCUGGGAACAUUUUUUGAAUUUCUGUUCUCUACCCUCACCCCCAGUGCAGGUGGUAUUCAUCUAAAUACCAGCAUUACACAUACCUACCCUUUCAAAAAACUGUAACUUAAAAGUUUCUCCAACAUUAAUUUCCUGGUGGGAAGUAGUUUUUCUUUGUUUUCACAUCUGUUGUUCCCACUUUUAAAUCCUGAUUCUGUAAAAAAUGUUUUUUGGUAAAUGUGAUAAACCUGCUAACUGCACCAGCCCUUUAUUGUUUAAAAAAGGAUCUGCAUUGGUAGAUUUCAGAAAAUGUUUGAUAUUUAAAUUUUUGUAUCAUGGAAAUAAAACCAAAAUAUGUAUUUCCAUAACAUGAAAAUUAAAGACAUUUUCUUAGGAA